GAGAGCGAGCAAGAAUGAACUUACAAUAAGAUUACGUGCUAAAAACCGGCCAUGAAAUGACAGCUCAGGGACUGAUCGGCGUGGCUUGCUUGUUCACACCUCGCCAAUAGGAGCUCCUAUGCGUCCCAGGGCUAUCAAACCCCUCCCCAUGUGCGUGGUGGCCGUCCUUGGAUGUAACCGUCGGCUCUGCACUUCUGGAAUUAGUAAUUUUGUGCAGUAUAUAUGCUCGUUCACUGCCGCUCAUAAUCUUAACGGCCUCUCUUUUCUAGUAUUGAUCGAUUGACUUUGACUGAUUGGUUGACUGACCAGUUCGCGACA
This is a messenger RNA of Amorphotheca resinae ATCC 22711, 318 nucleotides long. RefSeq lists its product as hypothetical. NCBI's taxonomy places the organism in Eukaryota, Fungi, Ascomycota, Leotiomycetes, Helotiales, Amorphothecaceae. The transcript has a single exon. The coding region runs from base 119 to 283 and encodes 54 amino acids. The record is from RefSeq and is a predicted model, not a curated record.